AUGCAGUUAAAUGAAAAUGAAGAAAAAAUCAUAAAAGACUUAUUCAAAAAAGUAUGAUCUCAUUCAUUAUAUUAAAGGUUACUUUAUAUUAUAAAGAUUAUAUGUCUAUGCCAGAUGAUGGUGAUUUUCCUAAUCAAAACUGUGUAGAUGAUAUUGCAGCAUCAUUUAGAAUAAUUUGUUAAAUAGUUGAAUCAUUUUUGAUAGGUUAUAAAUAAUUAUAACAUCAGCAUGUUUUAUUAGAAUAAAAAUUAGUUGAAGCUGAAUAAGAAAUUAGAAAUCAUAUAAGAGUAAAUCUUAAUAUUAUAAAAGAUUUAACAAGAAAUAAAGGUUUGGGGAGAUUCUUUACAGGAUGAGAUCAUAUCUUUAAAAUAGGACUUAAAACGAUAGAAAGUAAAAGUGUUGGUAAAAAACAAAUUUAAUGAAUUCUUAAGACUCUUGAAAGAGAUUUAAGUUUAUAGAAAAAUUAUAAAAAUGCAUGUACAAGUUAAGAAAGAUUACCAACAGAAACAACGUAAGAUAGGCAAGAAAAAAUGUUGAGUUUGUUGUCUUCUCAAAAAUCAAGAUAAAUAUAAGGUUAAGGAUAUAAAAAGAAAAAUAUGAAACUUUAAUAUUUUGAAGAUAAAUAGUAAAUUAUUUUUAUAUAAUAAGAAACAAGUCCUUUACACAACUUGCCUAAUAGUUCUUAAAUUCAUCAUUAUCUAAAACAUUAAGAUCUGGAAUAGUCACUUAGAAAAAGAAAAAAGCCACUACUAAAUAAUGUAAAACAAACUAAGUUAAUCUAAAAAUUAAAAAUUAAAGGUGUCAUUCUUAAUAAGAAAGAGCCAAAACAUUAAAUGAUUAAUCGUUUUACUAUUGA
Molecule: messenger RNA, 856 nt
Organism: Paramecium pentaurelia
Lineage: Eukaryota; Ciliophora; Oligohymenophorea; Peniculida; Parameciidae
Source: the annotation of a GenBank genome assembly